AUGGCCUCAUCGGCAAUAUCAGGAGCUGAUCUGCGAUCGUUUACUGAAUACUUGAAAGGGUGUAAACGGAUACUGGCACUCUUAGGGGCUGGUAUAUCCGCAUCUUCUGGACUUCCCACAUUUCGAGGAGCCGGCGGUCUUUGGCGAUCUUAUGAUGCCACCGAUUUGGCGACUCCUGAGGCAUUCGAGGCCAAUCCGGACCUAGUAUGGCAGUUUUACAGCUACCGGAGACACAUGGCACUCAAAGCGAACCCUAACCGCGCGCACCAUGCCCUUGCAGAGCUUGCAAGGAAGAAUAGGGAUUUUAUCACACUCACACAGAAUGUUGAUGGUCUUUCACAACGUGCAAAUCAUCCCUCGGAACAGCUCCACCUCCUCCACGGGUCACUUUUCACGGUCAAAUGUACCUCAUUCUACUGCAACUAUGUGCGCGAAAAUGACUUUACCGAUCCGAUAGUCCCCGAGCUUGCCAUUCCGAAAGGUGUUCCGGACUUGAGUCCAUCUGCUGAAGAUAAGACUGGCGAGGAGGCCUCAAAGGCGCUAUCCAACGCAUUAAGAAUGGAGGAAACGGAACUGGACAUAUCAGACGAGAACGUCCCGCUCCCUGCCUUGAGUCAGGAUGUCCUGCCACAUUGUCCAGAAUGUAAAGAAGGGCUUUUGCGGCCAGGCGUGGUCUGGUUUGGAGAAAGUUUACCCUUACAUACGCUAGAAACGGUGGACAAGUGGUUAAAUUCUGGUCCCGUGGAUUUGAUCUUGGUGAUUGGAACAAGUUCGAGAGUCUACCCAGCUGCAGGCUACGUUGAUAAGGCGCGUGCGAGAGGGGCCCGAGUCGCUGUGGUCAAUAUGGAUCGCAAUGAUGUUGGGUAUUCUGGCUUGAAAAAAGGUGAUUGGUUUUUCCAAGGAGACGCGGGUGUUAUAGUCCCGGAGAUAUUGCAGGGUGUCAUUGGAGACAUUUAG
Molecule: messenger RNA, 957 nt
Organism: Aspergillus fumigatus Af293
Lineage: Eukaryota; Fungi; Ascomycota; Eurotiomycetes; Eurotiales; Aspergillaceae
Product: putative SIR2 family histone deacetylase
Exons: 2
Coding region: 1-957 (318 amino acids)
Molecular function (GO): protein-malonyllysine demalonylase activity; NAD+ binding; protein-succinyllysine desuccinylase activity
Source: RefSeq, a predicted model, not a curated record